UGUUUUAAAGACAUGAUUACUUUCUGGGAUUUACCAUAUGAGUAUGUGUUUUAUUGCACUGUCUAUAUGUCAGUAAGUUAGACUAAAACUUCCUGAUCAGCUGACUCGACGCAACAGGACCAUUUGAAAUCGAAAGUAAAGAACACAAGUAAAAGUAAAAUUGAUCCGCGGACACUUCACGAACAUGAGCUUCAGUCAAAGAAACAUCGAUAUCUGUGGUCUUUUAUAGCUAAAGGACAUACCUGUUUUGGUUUAAUUAAGCAUUUGAAGAUGCACCGAAUGAACUGUGUUUUGAUGUCAGUACUGCUGAUGAUCACCGAUGGUUUGAUUGUAAAAGGUCCCUCUGGUCCUCUGGUUGCUCCUCUGGGAUCUUCAGUGGUUUUGCCCUGUUCUGUUGAUCAACUUUUAUCAGUGGAGGGUCUGGAGGUGGAAUGGAGAAGAACAGACUCAGACACUUUAGUUCAUCUGUUUCAAGAUGGUGAGAGUCAAACAGGAGCCCACGAUUAUCAGGAUAGAGCUCAUUUCUUUACUGAAGAGAUUCAACGUGGAAACUUCUCCCUCCGUCUGGACGAUCUGAGAUCUGAAGAUGAGGGACGAUACACAUGUACAGUUCACAUUCAGCAAGAGUCUGGUGAGACUGUGGUUGAAAUAAAAGUUAAUGAUGUUGAGCGUUUGAGAGUAUCAGGAUCGAGUCGCUCCAUAUCUGCGUCUGCAGGUGAAGACGUCACUCUGAACUGCUCUGUAGAUUCUCACAUCACACCUGAAGACUUUGAAGAGGUUUCAUGGAAGAAAACAGAUGAAGAUGAAGAAAUUAUGGUUCUUUUCUACCUAAACAAUGAGGCUUCACCAGAGGCAUCAGAUGAGCGAUACAGAGACAGAGUUGAGUUCUUCACUGAUGAAAUCCCCAAAGGAAACUUCUCUCUCAGACUGAAGAGUGUCAGAACUGAGGAUAAAGGAGUUUACAUGUGUGAGGUGUUUGCUGGAGGACUUUCAGCCAAUACAACUGUAGAACUGGAGAGACUGGGUUUCUCUGUUUUACACAUAAUGGUGUUGAUUCUCUGUAUUUCUGCAUGUGGAUCUGCACUGCUGCUCUUCUGUCUGAUCUACUGCAGAUCACCUAUUAAAGACACAGUCUUCCGUCUUCAGAUGUUUCUCGUCUUCUGUCCAAAUGUUCUGAUGUUUCUUGCGUUUGUCCUCUGGGGUGUUUCUGAAGGAUCUCUGUUUGAGACGGUCUCUUGUUGUGCUCUUUAUUUUCUGAGGCCUCUCAUGUUGCUCUGGACGGCUCCGUAUGUGAAUGAGUUCACAGGCAGUAUUAAAACAUGGGUUCUGUAUGACAGUCAUGAGACAGAAUACAUAGUUUUCUCAGCUGUUUUCUAUUCAGUUCUGUUUAAAUCUGCCUGGGACAAAAGUCUGAAUUACACCGGAUUUGAACGCGUCAUUAUUAUCGUCCUCUUCGUGAUUGUGAUUCUGUUCAACCUCUUCUACAUUAUUUACUGUAAGUAUUUCCUUCCAUCAUUAGUCAGUGAGAUGAAUGUGCUGUGAAAUCACGUUUUACCAUAUUAAUGGUGUUUGUUAAAGGCACAAAAUAUAUAAAAAAAAAAAUAA
Labeo rohita (rohu) is the source of this 1605-nucleotide messenger RNA. Its product is annotated as junctional adhesion molecule-like. The transcript has 8 exons. Gene Ontology annotation, biological process: cellular response to lipopolysaccharide; cell surface receptor signaling pathway; T cell costimulation. The record is from RefSeq and is a predicted model, not a curated record. Lineage: Eukaryota; Metazoa; Chordata; Actinopteri; Cypriniformes; Cyprinidae. Bases 271 to 1542 code for a protein of 423 amino acids. Gene Ontology annotation, cellular component: external side of plasma membrane.